Molecule: messenger RNA, 2812 nt
Organism: Cuscuta europaea
Lineage: Eukaryota; Viridiplantae; Streptophyta; Magnoliopsida; Solanales; Convolvulaceae
Source: the annotation of a GenBank genome assembly
CAAACACGGCCUUAAGCAUUUUUUGUUGAGAACAAAUUGAUGGUGUCUUCUUUGCCUACCCCAGGGACUGCAACUGGCCAUCAUCAACGGAUUCACAUCUCCACUUCUUCCGGACAUCCGCUACCCCUGAGUCACUGACCCAAAAAAUCCCGCCCCGCCGGAACUUAUGCGUAUCCACAUCUUUUAGUAUCAAGCCGUGUCUGAGACCUACGACCCAAUACUGGUCAACCAUUCGCCACGCCGCCGCCACGUUUGAGUGCUUUGUACACGCUCCUUCAAACGCCCUAGCUUUGGCGUGCCAUUGCUUCGUAGGUGGAGGGGCAUACUGCUCAGCAAUGGAGGCAUGUGCGAACCGGAAGGAGAAGAGGAAAGUAGCAAAAAAGGAUAAGAGGAAGCAAAAGAGGAGGGAGGUGGCUGAGAAGUUACGAGCGGAGGAAGAGGCCAGCCUUCAUGAUCCUGAGCAGCAGCGCAUGAUUCAGCUCGAGGAGGAGGCAGAGAAGCAGCGGCUAGAGAGAGACAGGAAGGAAUUUGAGGAGAGAGAGAGGCUAUUUCUCGAGGAAUUAGGUCGCAGAAAAGCACAGGAGGAGGAAGAGCGAAUAAGAGCUAUUGAAGAAGAAGAGAGGUUAAAACAAAUUAAGGCUGAAUGUGAAAAUGAAGAAAAUGAUAAUGAAGAGUGGGAAUAUGUAGAAGACGGACCUCCUGAAAUUAUAUGGCAAGGAAACGAGAUAAUUGUCAAGAAGAACAAAGUUCGAGUAAAAAAGCAAGCUGUGGAACAUCUGGCAAUUAAAGAGGGUCCUAGGCCAACAUCAAAUCCUUUACCUCCAGAACCUGAUGAAUACAUUAAUGCUUCUACGAUUUCAGCUCAAGGACUUUUGGAAGAUGUUGCUCAACAAAUCCCAAAUUUUGGGACAGAACAAGACAAAGCUCAUUGUCCUUUCCACAUCAAAACGGGAGCUUGUCGGUUUGGGUCACGUUGCAGCCGGAUUCACUUUUAUCCUGACAAAUCGUGCACACUACUUAUAAAAAACAUGUACAACGGACCUGGUCUUGCCUGGGAGCAAGAUGAGGGGCUUGAGGUCUGUUAUGAAGUCUUCAUGUGGCUCAAGUAUCCUGAUGCUUAGUUUCCAUAAAUAUUUUCCACACAGUGCAUGAAUGGAGUUUUUUUCUACAAUGGGUGAAGACUGCAUGUUAUUCUGCUCUUUGUUCUUUGGACAACAGAACUACCGAUCUGAAACAAUGGAGGUACAUGGUUCUCACAGUGGUUGGGUUGAAGGCUAAAAAUGCACAGAUGAGGAGGUUGAAAAUAGUUAUGAAGAAUUUUAUGAGGAUGUGCAUACUGAAUUUUUGAAGUUCGGGGAGAUAGUAAAUUUUAAGGUAUGCAGAAACAGUUCAACCCAUUUGCGGGGGAAUGUCUACGUACACUAUAAAUCACUGGAUUCUGCAUUGCUUGCUUAUCGCUAUAUUAAUGGUCGUUAUUUUGCUGGAAAACAGAUUACAUGUGAAUUUGUUACCGUGACAAAAUGGAAGGUUGCCAUAUGCGGGGAGUUUAUGAGAUCGAGGCUUACGACAUGUUCUCGUGGAACAGCAUGCAAUUUUAUUCAUUGUUUCAGAAACCCUGGUGGAGAUUAUGAAUGGGCAGAUUGGGAUAAACCACCCCCGAAGUACUGGAUUAAAGAGAUGUGUGCUUUGUUUGGCUAUUCAAAGGAGUCUUUCUAUGACAGUAGAGUUGAGCAAGAAGAUUCUGAACACACAGCUGAUGUAUACAGGCAUCACUCGGAAAGAUAUCAGGCAAGAGAGAGUCGAAGGUCUGGAUCAAGGGAGAACAGGAGUUUGAGAAGUCAUAAUAAGGAACAUAAUGUUCGAAGGAAAGAAAAAGUAAGCCGACCCAAGUGUCUUCUUGAUGACAAAAGAUGCGAAGAUGAAAAAAAUUCUAGAUCAAACCAGCAUCAUCACCAAAACGUAGAUGACCUGAACCUCCAUGAUGCAACCCGUAAAAGAUCAAGACACGCCCUGUCUGAAAAAACACACUCCAAAGACUUUCAUGAUGAUAAUAAGUUCAGAAGUAGCAGCAGCGAUUCUGAACAUGGUUCACCAUGUAAAGAUCACCAUGAUAAUAUUGUAUACCACAAACAUAGAGCACAUGGUACUGAUAGAAGUGGGGAUAACAGGAAAGAUAGAAUCCGAGCAAACCGGAGGAAAUCCUCAAGGUGUUUGAGUGAUGAUAGCUCAAUCUGUGGUGCUAAAAGAACUGAUGAUGAUUUUGAUUUUGAUAGUGGGUAUGAGGGGCACAUAUCUCACCACACUGGCAAAAAGGUUGACGAAAGAGGGCGGUGGGACCCUGACACAGGAGCCACCGGAGACUAUGGUGUGAAGCAUUUGGAAUCUGGCAAGAGAAAUAAGAAGCGCCACAGAAGUCAUCAUCAGCACAGCAGAAAUGAUGAAGGCAGUUCUUAAGUACGCCGUUGUUAGUGCCUUGAUAUUUCAGUGAAGAAAAUUAGGUCUGAAUUGGCAGAGAUAAGUAUCUACCUAUCCAUAUGAUAAUCUCGCUUUCAUGUCUUGAAUGUAUAUAUAUUUUUGGCCAAUGUGAUAUCUUUUUUUCCUAUAGCUUGUGCCUUGUGGGUUAUAUACUCUUCGCAUGUUUCAAAAAAACCUGUGUUAGAGACUCAUAGUCUCAUAGGUAUCAACCCAUGAGGCUUAUCACUUUUUCAAACUUGUAAUUUUUUUAUUUUUAGCGCAUUAAAUGUUAUUUUUGAGCUGAAAAUUGACAGGUCUCACUCGAACACAUUCUCAAGUGAAAUUAGGUGUGUUGUGA